GUAACUGCAGCAAUAUGUCGAGCCGGGUGCCUAUUUUUCUUGCGGUUAUCUUAGUGAUUAUACUCAUAUCCAAAAUAAAAGGUGAACAGCAAAGCGCCGAAAAUCAUUUGGAGGAAGGCAAUCCUCAGCUUCAACUUAUUUUGGAGACCAUAAAUCAACACGAGCUGCAGAGAGUAAAGGAAAUGAUUGAAAAUGCAAAAUUGGAUAUUGUAAAACAGCGACCCAAUAGCAAGAGAUUGCGAUGGAAUCGCAAAACGAGUUUCCCAAACCGCAAGGAUCUUGGAAAAUCGGAACAUAGAGCAUUUGUCAGUACCACCCCGACAUCUCAGCAAAGCAAUUCGGAUUACAUUAAUGUAAACAAUUAUUUGCCCACCCCCGCUCCUUGGUGGUUUAACUAAACUUCGAAUUUAUUUAUAUGUAUUUAAUUUGUAACUUUUGUAGUUCUAAUUAGUUGAGUACUGAGCAAUACCACAAUUUUUUUUGUCAAUACUUUAUAAGUUAUUUUAUUUUUAAGUGAGAGGCUUUUCAUCCAAAUACAGCAUUUAUCUCCACACCACAA
Messenger RNA from Drosophila yakuba, 559 nucleotides. RefSeq lists its product as uncharacterized. Bases 15 to 398 code for a protein of 127 amino acids. The record is from RefSeq and is a predicted model, not a curated record. The transcript has a single exon. Lineage: Eukaryota; Metazoa; Arthropoda; Insecta; Diptera; Drosophilidae.